AUGAUGGCAGAAAAACAGCAAGUGCCUUUGAUGUUGUUUACUAUAGAGCAGUGUAGAAAAUUUAGCCUGUUUCCUAAUGAACGAACAACUCUCAUUAGUCAAGCUGAUGAGAUGCAAAUUGUGCAGUAUUGCCUGGCCUGCUACAAUAAACUGAAAAAUGAAGAAUUUGAUGCAGACCCUAAAGAUGUUCUCACAAUUUUAGACUAUAUAAAAUCAUCUGAUUGUCACAAGAUUGAGGAGCAAAUACAAUUUAUUAAGAAGAGUGUGGAAACUACUGAUGUAAGAAUGAAAAAAACUAUCCAGGCUACAAGUGAGCCUUGUUUUGAAGAAGACGGCCAGCUUAUGAGCCAGGUUUCUGUGUUGUACCAAGAAUACAAAACCACGAGCAAUCACUGGUCACUUGCAGACACUUUUCUCAGUUUCCUAAAAGCUCUGGCUGACCCCAAGUCUGAGCUGUAUGUGUCACUGAGCAGCAACAGACAGGUGUUGAUGUUGAAACCAGAUGUAGAUGACUUCAGCUCUCUGCAGCUUAAGGUCAUUGAAAUACUGAAGCAAGCCUAUAAGGGUGAGACAGAUCCAGAAACUAUAGACCAUGUUUGUGAAGAAGCUCAGAUGGUAGGGCAUAUACCAUCAACACCCACAGUUCUGUGUGAAGGUUCUCAGACCACAGGGCAUACACCAUCAACACCCAGUGUUCUAACAACAGCAAGAGGUGAAGAAAGUCAGCAAGUGCCAGGUGUCUCCCCCACCACCCCCUACCCCCAGUGUGAGAGGAAGGAACUGCAGAAGAUUUUGAUUGAGGACAUUUUCCGGUCCUACUUACACUUACUGGUCAACUCUCGAAGUCAGCUUGCUCUAGCCAGGGUGUUCAACAUUCCAGAAAGAGGUUUAGAUAUCACGGCUUUCACUCACCUCAAACAUGAGGCUCAGAGUACAGGCCUGUCAUUGUAUCAGACCCUGUCAUCCUACAUGCUGAGGAUACACCUGGGGGGCAGUGGAUACGCCCCAGCAACAGACAGUCCUCUUCUGGCCUAUGUUAAAGGCCUCGGGUCACUCCUAGACUUGACCCAAAAGCUACAGACUAUUGUUGAGGAAGUAACAGACCUCAGCAUGGCAUGCAGGAGAAUUAUACAGAUCAUAAAAACAAAUUUAGUUAGGUGCAAGAGUGGAAAAUUUCUCCGUAACCUUGUUGAGCCAGUGUCAGAGAGGACAUACAACAUACUCACUGACAUCAUACAGCGACGUAACACUGCUGAACAGGGAAGUCCAGAUAAGCCUGUCAGUAGUGGAGGGAGCAUGUCUGGCCGCAGAUGUACCUGUGUCUUACAGUCUUACCUGGACCAGACAGCCGUGGUCAGCUCCCAUCUAGACCAGCAGAUGAUGUCGGACAUCAGGUUCUCCUCUCAGACCCCCACACGCAUUCCUUGUCUGCUGACACAGUUCAGAUCACCAGCCAUUAUGGACACAGAAGAAGAAGCACCCAGUGAAGUGAACAGUGUCUCCACCAAACCUAGAGGACCAAAGAAGGCAGUGGUGUCUGCUGCUCUGUACAUUGAUGCUGAUCAAGAUGCAGUGCUGUCACAAGGGACACUAAGCUCUGUGGAUGUUAUCCCCAGCAAGACCAUCGCACAUCCACGCCCUGAUCACGUUACCACAACAAGCCUUCGAGAAACCACCACCAGCUCGGUUGUUGUACGCAAUGCCAAGGGAAGUAAACGAUGUAUUGUCUCCUCCAAAGAUCAGGAAAACCUGACUCUCUACCCUGGACAGGAUGCAAGCAAGGCGAAGCUGCCCUGUCAGCAGACGCUCGUGUUGACUGACUCCCCAAAGUCAUCCAGAGCUGGUCACCAACAGGGGAAGUCAUCUAAGUCAUGUCGGAGACGCCUUUUGCCUCAGGUCAAAGGUCAGGCCAAAAUAACCGGCUUCUUUAGGAUAUAAGAUCAGGCCAAAAUAACCGGCUUCUUUAGGAUAUAAGAUAAGGCCAAAAUAACCGGCUUCUUUAGGAUAUAAGAUCAGAUCAAAAUAACCGGCUUCUUUAGGAUAUAAGAUCAGGCCAAAAUAACCAGCUUCUUUAGGAUAUAAGAUCAGGCCAAAAUAACCGACUUCUUUAGGAUAUAAGAUCAGAUCAAAAUAACCGGCUUCUUUAGGAUAUAAGAUCAGAUCAAAAUAACCGGCUUCUUUAGGAUAUAAGAUCAGAUCAAAAUAACCGGCUUCUUUAGGAUAUAAGAUCAGGCCAAAAUAACCGGCUUCUUUAGGAUAUAAGAUCAGGCCAAAAUAACUGGCUUUUUUGAGAUUAACUUUGAAGGUUAGACCAAAAUAACCCUCAAUUUUUUUAAAGUUUUGAUAAAACUAGAUUUGUUUUAUCCUCCUGUCAUUCCUUCUCACAUCAUUUCAGUGGUAGGGUUUAGUGACCUCUGUAGUGGUUUAUGUUGUCAGUGACCCCUGCAAUGGUUCAUGUUAGUGACCCCUGUAGUGGUAGGGUUCAGUGACCCCUGUAGUGGUAGGGUUCAGUGACCCCUGUAGUGGUAGGGUUCAGUGACCCCUGGAGUGGUUUAUGUUGUCAGUGACCCCUGGAGUGGUCGGGUUCUGUCAGUGACCCCUGCAGUGGAAGUGUCCUGUCUGUGACCCCUGCAGUGGUAGGGUUCUGUCAGUGACCCCUGCUAAUGAAUAGCUGAAAGAGUGAGCGUGUACUUUAUAUGUUCAUGUAAAUGUCAAUACGUGAUUUAAAUAGUACAGCAGGUAAAUUGUAAGUUAUUGUAACUUAAAUUAUGCUGUUGUUCAUGACUUGAAACUAACACGACCCCUGAAUAUUUCCCAACAUACUUUGUUGUGCCAGAAUUUUCUGGAUCUUUCUGGAGCAGCUUGUCUUGUUACAUUUUUUAUAUAUGGGCUUUCAUACACUGGAUAUCUGGUUAUGGUAAAGUUUUUCUUUUACAUGUGUUGGUUUAUGUAUUUUAUUGUAAAGCUUUUAAUUAAUUUAAUGCAGCUUGAUGAACUAAUUUUAAAUUUUUUAAAUGUAAGUUUUAGAAACAGAGAAAUAAUAUAUUUGAGAUGAGUUCAUUUAAUUGAUUACAUUUUAUUGUCAUUGAAUGCAAUAAUUUUAAAAGUGCAAUUAUUAUUUAUUGUAAGUUAAUUAAUUGAUUUUAAUGUAUUUUCAUGUAAGUGAGAAUAAAAGAAUGUUAGCUACUGAAUAAACACUGGUCAUCAAUAGCAAGUUGUCCCCCUUGACCAGCUGACUUGUACCUUGUUGUAUGGUAGAUAACCCAGGUUUUUACAAUUCCUUUUAGAAGUUUAUCUUUGACAAAUGUAGUCCACUGACUGCCAGUAGAAAAUGUCAGUCAUAAAGCUGACAAACAGCUGAUUUGUCAGUGGACAGAUGAGAAGCAAGGUCUAGUUAACUUUUGUGUAGAUUACAAUAACAUUGUCAUUCGAUUACAUAUUUAAAUAUAGGGAACCUCGAGCUGCUAAACUGGCAAGAUGAACUACCUUGCUUAUUUAUGGGGGGACUAGUUUGGUUGGAGUUUGUUUUCUACAGGGUUGGCCAAUGGUAUAGUUACUUCCCCUGGAUCUAUUAAACAACAGCUUUGUCAAACUUUAUUAUUACCUGUCACGUGAGUGAUUGAUCUGCUCAUUUGAGCCAAAAACCUAUCAGUUUCCUGUUAGCUUAAUCACCCUACGGCAGCAAGAAGGCGUAAAAGUAAUUUAGUAUA
This is a messenger RNA of Physella acuta, 3710 nucleotides long. RefSeq names its product PCNA-interacting partner. NCBI's taxonomy places the organism in Eukaryota, Metazoa, Mollusca, Gastropoda, Physidae. The record is from RefSeq and is a predicted model, not a curated record. Gene Ontology annotation, cellular component: chromatin. Gene Ontology annotation, biological process: negative regulation of double-strand break repair via homologous recombination.